AUGGUUAAUGAUCAUUUAAUUAUUCUUAAUCGUCUUCUACCAAACACUGAUCAACGCUUAGAUAUGUUUGUUACGGGAGCCAGCAGAGUAGAAAUCGAUAGUAUUGGAGGUCGUCUGAGUGCUAAUAGUGGUCUGGUAUUAGCUGCGCGAACAGCAAUGAUUUAUCUUCCUGCAGGUACUUACAUAUUUAAUGUUGGUGUGCGAUCGGAAUACGAAUUAGGUCGUCUAUUCGGUGGUAUAGUAACAUAUGAAUUAUCUCAAUUCGACAGUGAAAAUCAAGAUUUGGGUGAUCUAAAACUGGCUACAUUUCCAUCAUAA
Molecule: messenger RNA, 318 nt
Organism: Rotaria sordida
Lineage: Eukaryota; Metazoa; Rotifera; Eurotatoria; Philodinida; Philodinidae
Source: the annotation of a GenBank genome assembly